AUGAGUGAGCUCCUCGCCUACCUCUUUAAAAACGAAUCUCAAUUUCGCAAGACGCGCCUGGAAGACCUUUAUUCAGAUUUUGGCAAAAGCCGUAGCAUAAACCCCGAUGGCUAUCAGGCAAAUAUAACAGCAUGGCUUCAAGCCCUCUCACACGCCACGCUUGCGGGGCACAUGCCCUCUACUUCUUCCUCCCCAGAUCUACUUUCUAUAACAAUAUCUACCGACCUGGUCUACGCGCUGGAAACGCGGGAAUGGGGCGUCCCUUCUGCGCUUGGAACAGUGGUUCGAGAGGGUUUGAAGACAAGGCAGUGGAUUGACGUGCAGGAGUUCGCGCUGGCGCGAGAGAGCAUUUAUCAGAAAGGCUGGGCGCUACCGGUGCCCAGUAUUGGAGAUGUGCUGGGUUGGGGCUUGAGACAGUUGGGCUUCGGAGGUGGCGAAGAGAAGUUGGUCAAGGGACAGGUGGUUGUUUUGGAGAACCUUGAAUGGGUGGGGAAGGAGGUUGUGAAAAGGACAGACGGUGUCAGGGGCAGAGUGGAGAGGAUAUUUUCGCGAGACGCGUUCAGAGAGACCUAUGGAGAUGUAACAGGAAAGGAAAAUAUGUUGUCGGAAGCAGAUAUGGAACUCCUGCUGAAGUUUUUAGAGAGGGAUAAGGCUGUUCUAUCAUAUGACGGGCAGACGGUAAAGCUGAAAGCCUCCAACGAGAAGAUGCCUGGCCCUAUCACUGCGGAAGAUGCGACCAUUGCAUCGCUGAAGACUCUGAUCAAAGAUUUGGAAGUUCAGACGAAGGUUCUUGCGAAGAAAGUGGAUGAGUUGGCAGCUACGGCGAAGGAUGCUGUAACUCACAAUAAUAGAGUGUCAGCUCUAGCAGCUCUUCGCUCCAAGAAAUUGGCAGAGACAACACUCACGAAACGGCACGCUACACUUGCACAACUAGAAGAAGUAUUCUCGACAAUCGAACAGGCAGCCGACCAAGUCGAGCUGGUGAGAGUUAUGGAAGCCAGUACCAGUGUUCUGGCAGGCCUGAACAAAGAGGUCGGUGGCGUCGAGAGGGUGGAUGAUGUCGUAGAUCAGCUACGAGAACAGAUGUCACAAGUGGAUGAGGUUGGCAAUGUCAUUACGGAGGUUGGUCACGUCAAUGCUGCUGAUGACGAGGAGGUUGAUGGCGAGCUGGAGGCUAUGGAGAGAGAUGAGCGGGAGAAGAGAGUAAGGAAGGAGGAAAUGGAGAAGGAACAGAAAGAGAAACGGGAAGCUGCGGAGACGAAGAAGAGGUUAGAUGCUUUGGAGAUUUCUGAACGUGAAACGAAAGAGGCGGCAGCAAGGAAGCAAGCCGAAGGUCCCAAGAAGGCAGAGGAAACAAGCUCUGAAAGAGAGAUCGAGGGGGAGUUGAAGCGGCUUUCAUUAGAUGCCGAGAAAGCCCUCGCGUAG
Molecule: messenger RNA, 1425 nt
Organism: Cadophora gregata
Lineage: Eukaryota; Fungi; Ascomycota; Leotiomycetes; Helotiales; Ploettnerulaceae
Exons: 2
Coding region: 1-1425 (474 amino acids)
Biological process (GO): late endosome to vacuole transport via multivesicular body sorting pathway; vesicle budding from membrane
Cellular component (GO): cytoplasmic side of plasma membrane; multivesicular body; ESCRT III complex
Source: RefSeq, a predicted model, not a curated record